Trifolium pratense (red clover) is the source of this 928-nucleotide messenger RNA. RefSeq names its product F-box protein PP2-B15-like. The coding region runs from base 71 to 850 and encodes 259 amino acids. Gene Ontology annotation, molecular function: protein binding. The record is from RefSeq and is a predicted model, not a curated record. The transcript is spliced from 3 exons. Lineage: Eukaryota; Viridiplantae; Streptophyta; Magnoliopsida; Fabales; Fabaceae.
UUCAAAUAUUUUAAUAUAUUCUUUUCAAAAUUUCAAAGUUUUCAACAUUAGUGCAAAAAACAAUUUUAAUAUGGAACUUCUGCCUGAAGAUUGUUUUGCACACAUUUUAUCAUUUACAUCACCUAUCGAUGUGUGUAGAGUUUCUCUAAUGUCUUCGGUUGUACAAUCUAUGGCAGAUUCAGAUAAUGUGUGGGAGAAAUUUUUGCCACAUGAUUAUCAUGGAAUUAUUUCUAGGCUAGUGGAUCCCUCAUUGUUGUGUACGUCAAAGAAAGAACUAUUUGUCACGUUAUGUAAACCGCAACCAAUUGACGAUGGUAACAAGAUGUUCUCAAUUGAGAAAAGAACAGGAAAAAUAUGUUACUUGUUGAGUGCAAGGGAGCUUUCAAUUACAUUUGGAAACACCCCUCUCUAUUGGUCCUGGAAACAUGUUCAAGGCUCAAGAUUUGCAGAAGCUGCUGAACUUAGAACCAUUUGCUGGCUAGAAAUAAAGGGAAGCAUAAACAGUGAAAUGCUAUCUCCAAAAACAAUAUAUGGAGCAUAUCUAAAAGUAAAAAUUGCUGAUCGUGCUUAUGGGUUAGACUCAUUACCAUCAGAGGUGUCUAUAGAAGUUGGUAACUAUAGAUCACAAGAAAAAGUAUACAUACGUUCACACUGCAAAAUAAAUGAAAAAGCAACUUGUCACUGCAAAUGUGAGCAUGAUGAUGAAUGGUUGGAGAUUGAGUUAGGGAGUUUCUACACCGAAUCAGUUCAAGUUCAAGAGGUUAGAAUGUGUCUCAAGGAAGUCAAAGGUGUGCACUUGAAAGGUGGGCUAAUUGUUGAUGGAAUUGAACUACGGCCCAAAAUUUUGUAACACUUUUAUACGAUUAUUUUUGAGAAAUGAUAUUUAUACAACCAAUUUUGAAUAACUUUUAAACAACUUUCUCUUUCA